GCUCCCCGGCGCCGCCGACACCACCACCACCAGCCGAGCCCCACCAAGAAGCCCCCGACGCGCUCGCCCCGCCGCCUGCCGCCUCCUUCUCCUCGCCGCCUGACCCCGCGAGCGGCGCGCCCUCCCGCCGCCGGUUGUCCUCGGACUCGGCCUCCGGCGCCUGCCGCAGCGCCCGCCGCAUCGCCCGCCGCAGCCCCGGCGCCAGCCCGCAGCACCGCCCCGGCCUCUGCGGCAGCGCCUGCGGGCACGGUCCCUGCGCCGGCACCCUGGAGGUGGGGAUGCUCCUGUCCAAAAUCAACUCGCUGGCCCACCUGCGCGCCGCGCCCUGCAGUGACCUGCACGCCACCAAGCUGGCGCCCGGCAAAGACAAGGAGCCCCUGGAGUCGCAGUACCAGGUGGGCCCGCUGCUGGGCAGCGGCGGCUUCGGUUCGGUCUACUCGGGCAUCCGCGUCGCCGACAACUUGCCGGUCGCCAUCAAACACGUGGAGAAGGACCGGAUUUCCGACUGGGGCGAGCUGCCCAAUGGCACCCGCGUGCCCAUGGAAGUGGUCUUGCUGAAGAAGGUGAGCUCGGGCUUUCCGGGCGUCAUCAGACUGCUGGACUGGUUCGAGAGGCCUGACAGCUUCGUGUUGAUCCUCGAGCGGCCCGAGCCGGUGCAAGACCUCUUCGACUUUAUCACCGAGCGGGGGGCCCUGCAGGAGGAGCUGGCGCGCAGCUUCUUCUGGCAGGUGCUGGAGGCCGUGCGCCACUGCCACAGCUGCGGGGUGCUGCACCGCGACAUCAAGGACGAGAAUAUCCUCAUCGACCUCAACCGCGGCGAGCUCAAGCUCAUCGACUUCGGCUCGGGGGCGCUGCUCAAGGACACGGUCUACACCGACUUCGACGGGACCCGCGUGUACAGUCCUCCCGAGUGGAUCCGUUACCAUCGCUACCACGGCAGGUCGGCGGCUGUCUGGUCCCUGGGGAUCCUGCUCUAUGACAUGGUGUGUGGGGACAUUCCCUUUGAGCACGACGAGGAGAUCAUCAGGGGCCAGGUGUUCUUCAGGCAGAGGGUCUCCUCAGAGUGUCAGCAUCUCAUUCGAUGGUGUUUGGCCCUGAGACCAUCGGAUCGGCCCUCCUUCGAAGAAAUCCAGAACCAUCCGUGGAUGCAGGACGCCCUCCUGCCCCAGGAGACCGCUGAGAUCCACCUCCACAGCCUGGCGCCAGGGCCCAGCAAAUAGCACCCUUUCCCGCGGGCCUGUUCUGCUCCCUCGAGGGGGAGGGGGAGUGGGAGCGGCUGUCUCCAGCAUCGCGCCGACCAGGGACACUU
Messenger RNA from Ochotona princeps (American pika), 1309 nucleotides. RefSeq names its product Pim-1 proto-oncogene, serine/threonine kinase (gene PIM1). The record is from RefSeq and is a predicted model, not a curated record. The transcript has 6 exons. Gene Ontology annotation, molecular function: protein serine/threonine kinase activity; ATP binding. NCBI's taxonomy places the organism in Eukaryota, Metazoa, Chordata, Mammalia, Lagomorpha, Ochotonidae. Gene Ontology annotation, cellular component: cytoplasm. The coding region runs from base 279 to 1220 and encodes 313 amino acids. Gene Ontology annotation, biological process: negative regulation of apoptotic process; protein autophosphorylation.